This is a messenger RNA of Spizellomyces punctatus DAOM BR117, 1007 nucleotides long. RefSeq lists its product as uncharacterized. The transcript is spliced from 4 exons. Lineage: Eukaryota; Fungi; Chytridiomycota; Chytridiomycetes; Spizellomycetales; Spizellomycetaceae. Gene Ontology annotation, biological process: non-motile cilium assembly. The coding region runs from base 93 to 794 and encodes 233 amino acids. The record is from RefSeq and is a predicted model, not a curated record. Gene Ontology annotation, cellular component: ciliary transition zone.
CUUCGACUGGCGUCUCGCCAUCGUGCGCUAGAUUGCAGACAUAUACAACUCCAAUUCAUCUCGUCAUCUCACCACUUUCAGAAAGCAUAACGAUGCGAGACUCCCUACCGAGCCAACUAUCGACAUAUCUGCAAACACAGCUGGACAAAACAGCCAAACAUGUAUUUCCAUCAUAUCGGAAUCUAGAGGCAGCGGGGGCCCACCGCAGAACGCCUAUUGAUGGACCGAUAUCAUCAAAUCUUCCCUUACAAGUACUUUUGUAUUUUAACCUUUGGAUGUUCCCAUUUUGGGCAAUUGGUAUGGUGAUCACCGUACACUGGAAGAUGAAAUCGUUCAUGUUGCGUAGCUUCCAUCGCUUUAUGAUCGGUUUCCUCCUCGCCGUAUUCAUCCCUGUCGAGAUUGCACGACUUUGGCUGGGAUAUUCAGGGAAUCUCCGCGAAAGGGUUCCCGAGCUGGCUGGCUGCUUUCUGUUCACACUGUUCCCCCAAGUGCUGGUAGCUGCCUAUUACACCGCCUUACAACCCUUUACGGGUAGUGGGUUCGCUACGCCCUUUGAAAUGGGCCUAAAUAUUGUGUACCUCCUCUUCUUGAUUCCGGAGGCUGUAUUCGCCUAUAGGGCUGCUCAAAAUAUUGUCCAAUCACAAUCGGCACGUUUCUUCCUUACGGCACCAGUUAGGGACGAUUAUGGGCAAAAUGUUGACGAUAGGGCGAGUGUUGAUAGUGAUAUGACCGUUGCCGGUGGUGGGAGCGGGCGAUCACGGCGACUGGCCAUGGAAGCAACGCACCGCGGCUGAGAACGUCCGCGACGCGAAGAGAUCAGAGUAACCAAGAAAUUUUGGCUGUCAUUCUGGCACAGAUAGUACAGAAUUUGAAUCGUAAGUAUUUUUUUGUAGCUAGCUACUUAAUACAUGUAUGCCGUUCUCUCUCCCCAAUUUUAUGCGGUAUGGUUACGCGAUUGUCCCAGACCAAACUGUGUGCUGUGAGAUAUAUAGCCUUUUUAAAGUUUU